AUAACUUUGUUUGACAACAAAAUUCCAUUCUACCAGAUUGAUUUUUCUAACAAAGCGAAAUUUCAAUAUACAUUAUUUAAAAAAAACCUUGCUUAUUCACAUAUUUAUAUUUAGAUGCAUGCAGCUGUGGAGCAGCCCCCAUUUUGCCAAGAGUUGCCCAUAGAUAGAAAAAAAGCAGUGCUUUUUUGUAAAGAAUUUGAAGUCUAAUGCUUGGUAUUAAAAUCAUUGCUCAUGUUUAUUAUCUUCUUAAAUUUCUGGGGGAGUUCAAUUCUUUUUGUCUUUGUGAACUAUAGGCAUUUUUAAAAAUAAAAAAUCUUUUUUUUAUUUUUAAAAUAAAAACAGAGAUUUGAAGAAGGGACAGAGAUUUGAAGAAGGAAACAAAUUAUUGCCGGAUUCGGGGGGGUUGGGGGUGGGGGGAAGGCAUCUUGCUCCUGUUCCCUCAUGACUCACUGUUGGAAUUUACAAGUCUUAUGUGUUUGUCUAAAUUAAAAACUUAGUAUUACCAUACAGUAAUUACUAGCACAAGAUAGCUCAAAAUACUUAACCUCUUAAAUGAAUGUGCUAGCCUGCAAUAUAGGAAGCUCAUUCCUGGGUUUGUAUAAGAUCCCCACAAAAGGAGAUUUUAAAUUUUUUUUCUUAAAUUGAAAAAUUAUAUUAUUAGGUGUUCCAAAAUAUCUUUGAAAUCUUUCUGCAUUUUUGAACAGUUUUUCUUUCAGCCUUGAAUCUGGUGUCUCAUUUGUUCUUAAAUUGUGGUAAGAUUUUUAAGUAAACAAAAAUUCUAAGAUACGAAUUUUAACACUUCAGGAUGGUACAUUUUUCAGAGAGUUUGGAAAUCUGCCAUUAUCAUCUAUUAAACUUGAAAGCAUGUAAUAAUCUUGAAUGUGUUAGGCAAUUUAUCAGUGGAGUUUGCUCAAUGUUUUGAGGUUCUGGAAGCAAUUUUUUAUGACAGACAAUAAUAGAAUUAUAUUGUACAGUAAUAGACACCAUCCUUCAGAAGCAGAUUUGUGUGUCAAAGGCAACAAUGGUACCUGGAGGACAAAGCAUAAAUUCUGUAAUAACUCAAAGGACCAGCAAGAAUACGAACUGCUUAGUGGAGGAACAAAAAAUGUUUUGAACUUCAGAUUUUAGUCACUUUACCUGGGUUUUAGGUCGCCCUGUUAUUUUUCUUAGCUUGUGCUUGGGAGCAAGUACAUGUGCUGUACUGGAGAGCAGGUUUAUCACUGUGGUGCAGUAGGAUGUCGGAGCAGCUGAAUUCCUUUCUGGGCUGAGGUUUCACAAUAGGGAUGAGCUGGGUUAACCAUUUCCUGCAGCUCUGGAAGAGGCUGCUUCCUCUUCUUGCUGCCCAUUCCCACCAUUGGCUGUGAAUGGACUGCACUUCUUGUCUCAGUAAACCCAGCUCACUAAAAAUGUAACAAUAGCUGUAUCCAAAGAACACUGAAGAGAUUAAUGUACGUGUGUGUGUGUGUGUGUGUUUGUGUGUGUGUGUGUGUAAGUGUGUACUUGCAUGUGGGUGUGUACCGCAUUGACUCUUGUCUUGUCUGUGUUGGUACAGGAGGGAGCAGACUGCUUGGCUAAGAUUGAUAACAGAGGAGGCGAUGGGCAAGUGGAAUCUCUCUUUUCAAAUGAUAUUAACUGUGUUUCUGAGCAACAAUGAACAGAUUCUGACAGAAGUUCCAAUUACACCAGAAACAACCUGUCGUGAUGUAGUGGAGUUCUGCAAAGAGCCUGGAGAAGGAAGCUGUCAUCUGGCUGAAGUAUGGCGUGGAAAUGAGCGCCCCAUACCCUUUGACCACAUGAUGUAUGACCACCUACAGAAGUGGGGCCCCCGCAGGGAAGAGGUGAAAUUUUUUCUUCGUCAUGAAGAGUCGCCAGCUGAAAGCAAUGAACAGAGUGGACGUCCAGCCCAAAAUCAAAGAAAUGGUAUAAAUAUACCUGUGGAGAAACGAACAGAGAAUGGGGUUGGGAAUCCACGUGUUGAGCUCACUCUUUCUGAACUGCAAGAUAUGGCUGCCCGACAACAGCAACAGAUUGAAAAUCAACAGCAAAUGUUGGUUGCUAAGGAACAACGUUUGCGUUACCUGAAGCAGCAAGAACGUCGCCAGCAGCAGUCUGUUUCUGAGAGUGAAAAGCUCCAAAAACUUAAAGAACGUGUUGAAACCCAAGAGACAAAGCUGAAAAAAAUCCGUGCCAUGAGAGGACAAGUGGACUACAGCAAGAUGAUGAAUGGCAAUCUGUCAACUGAAAUUGAGCAUAUAAGUGCCAUGUUCCAGGAAAAGCAGCAGGAGCUUCAGGCUGCAGUGUUAAAAGUGGAUCAACUCACUCAGCAACUGGAGGAUUUAAGGAAAGGGAAACUGAAUGGGUUCCAGUCUUACAAUGGACAAAUGACAGGGCCUGCAGCAGUAGAAUUAAAAAAGUUGUAUCAAGAGCUACAGAUCCGUAACAGGCUUAACCAGGAGCAGAACUCCAAGCUCCAGCAGCAGAAAGAACUCCUGAACAAACGCAAUAUGGAAGUGGCCAUGAUGGACAAGAGAAUCAAUGAGCUGCGUGAACGACUGUACAAGAAAAAAGUUGAGUUGAAUCGUAUUAAUGGAACUUCAUCGCCCCAGUCAUCCCUGAGUGCUUCAGGAAGGGUGGCAGCAGUAGGACCUUACAUCCAAGUUCCAAGUGCUGGCACUUAUGCUGUACCAGUAGAUCCAGUUAAGCCCCAGUCUCUCACCAUUGCUCCUAACUCAACACAUGGAAGAUCAAAAUCUGCUAAUGAUGGAAAUUGGCCAAUACUUAAACAGAGCUCAGCCCCUGUGGUAAAACCCCCUCAGAUCUCCAACACAGAUUGGAAAGAAUCAAGCAUGGAUACUGCUUUAAAACAAGGAACUAUAUCCAGCCAGCCUUUGCCAACUUCAGUAUUAGGAAGUACUGAUAAGCUGGGUCUUGAUCUGGGGAAGGUGCCACCAACAGUUCCUGGUGUAAGCAAGCAGUUGCCUCAGAACUAUGGGACCUAUCCAAGCCCAGUUCCCUUAGGAACAGGUUCUACAAACUCUCUAGAAAGAAGGAAGGAUGGCAGCCUGCCCAGACCUGGCACCAGUAUAGCAAAUCGGCAGAGGCCGGUUCCGCUCCCACCGCCCAGCAACGUGCACCAGCCCAGCUCUUCUCAGCAGAUCCAGCAGAGAAUUUCUGUCCCUCCCAGCCCCACGUAUCAACCCUCUGGCCCCCCCUUGUUCCCAGGAGGAGAGGGCAGGCCAGAACUGCCUUUGACUGUGGCAAUCAGACCUUUUCUCGCUGAUAAAGGAUCCAGACCUCAGUCUCCCAGAAAAGGGCCACAGACAGUGAACUCCAGUUCCAUCUAUUCAGUGUAUCUUCAGCAAGCAACACCACCAAAGAAUUAUCAACAAGCUGUGUACAAUACUUUAAAUAAGUCGGUAAAAGCAGUUUACGGAAAGCCUGUAUUACAGUCUGGUUCAACCUCUCCCUCACCCUUGCCAUUCCUUCAUGGCUCUUUGCCUGCCCAGUCUCCCUCACAGCCACAAUCUCAGCCUCAGACUGAGGUCACUGAAAAAGAUCAAGAGCUGGAAAAUGCUCCACCACCCAGUGAAAACAGCAAUGUGGAAAACAUUCCCCGUCCUCUCAGUCCUACUAAGCUCACCCCUAUUGUGCACUCGCCCCUACGGUAUCAGAGUGAUGCUGACCUUGAGGCUCUGAGGAGAAAACUGGCCAAUGCUCCGAGGCCAUUAAAGAAACGCAGCUCCAUCACCGAGCCAGAGGGCCCGAGUGGACCAAAUAUACAAAAAUUAUUGUACCAGCGCUUUAAUACCCUAGCUGGAGGGAUAGAAAGUGCUCCUUUUUAUCAGCCAAGCAAUCCACAGGACUUCAUAGGCAACUUAGCUGACGUUGAUAAUGGGAAUGCCAGUACCAAUGGCAAUAUUGAAGAACCAAUCCCCGUGCAACCUACAGUUCCUGUCCCUGAUGAACCACCCCCUUCGUCAGAUGCCAAUGACAAUGAGUUACCUUCUCCUGCUACCGAGGAGUUGAUAAGCACUGAAACCACAAAUCAAACACCUGAGACAACUGAAGACAACAACAACAACCUUUCUAUAGUUCCUUCUACUGAGCAGUCACCCAGUCCUACGCCAGAGGUCAGUUCUCCAGUAGAAGAUGAAGCUCCUUUGCCACCUGCUCUUCCUGCUCCACUUCCUCCAACAAAACGUACCAACUUGAAGAAACCCAACUCAGAAAGAACAGGCCACGGUUUGAGAGUGAAGUUCAAUCCCUUGGCUCUCCUCCUAGAUGCUUCUUUGGAGGGUGAAUUUGAUCUGGUACAACGAAUCAUAUAUGAGGUUGAUGAUCCCAGUAAACCAAAUGAUGAAGGCAUUACACCUUUGCAUAAUGCAGUGUGUGCUGGUCAUCACCACAUUGUGAAGUUUCUUCUUGAUUUUGGUGUAAAUGUAAAUGCAGCAGAUAGUGAUGGGUGGACACCCUUGCAUUGUGCAGCUUCUUGCAAUAGUGUUCAUCUCUGUAAACUACUGGUUGAAUCUGGGGCAGCUAUUUUUGCUUCAACUAUAAGUGAUAUAGAAACUGCUGCAGACAAGUGUGAGGAGAUGGAAGAAGGUUAUAUUCAGUGUUCCCAGUUUUUGUAUGGAGUGCAGGAGAAGCUGGGAGUGAUGAAUAAAGGGGUGGUGUAUGCUCUGUGGGAUUAUGAAGCCCAGAACAAUGAUGAGCUGUCAUUCCAUGAGGGCGAUGCCAUCACUAUCCUGAGGCGCAAGGAUGACAAUGAAACGGAGUGGUGGUGGGCCCGCCUCAAUGACAAGGAAGGCUAUGUGCCUAAAAAUCUCCUAGGGUUAUAUCCACGAAUAAAACCUCGACAGCGAACCCUUGCUUGAACUCAGUUGUACAACAGUGCAGUACCAUGCUGGUAACUGGAAACUUAGAACAUACACUGGAGCCAUCAUUUUUGGUCAUUUCACACAGAGAAAUAAAACUAUGAUAUUUAGUUUUAAUGGUGCUUUCUCUUGUUAAAUGGACAGCAUCCACGAUUUCCAAGAUCUGCGGUUUGUAAAUGAGGAUUGUCUGUGUGACCCAGCACUGACGAGGAGAGCGACACCUCCGCUACCGCCAGUGUUGCGCCAGCUCUCGUCCAACGCGGUGUUUUGAGUCAGAGUUCCGUGGUAGGAGCUUUCUUGUGUUCCGUGUUCAGAGGUGUCCUUUGCAGAGUGCAGAUGCACUGUCCGGUCUGCUCCAACCCCCCACAGCAACUGUCCCAUGUCGGGAUUUUGGGUAUUUCUGUUCCAUACCAGUGAAUGUUGAGUUCUCAUUACCCAUCAGCUCUUUGGGUUCUAGGACACAAGAUCUUCACCUGUUACAUGCAUAAUUAAGUAGUUACCAAAGCUUGGUGAGGGCUAGGAUUUUAGGUGGCAACAUGGUGAACACUUAAAUCCUAGUCUGGACAACCCCAACAAAAGCUUUACCUAGUCUAGCAUCUUGCAGUAUUUGCAUUUAGAAUCAAGCUAGAGAACUAACAAAAACCAACAGUAUUUGUACACUUCUCGAAGUCCCUACACAAUAUUUCACUUGGUGUUUUAUUUUCUUAUUAUUCAGCCUACAGCACCGGUGUUACCUCUACGAAUGUAAAGGUUCCCCUACUAACCCCCUGAGCUCGCCCCGCCUGGACACAACAGUUAGUACUGAAGUUGCAGCAGCUAAAGGGAUUUGUAUGUCUGCAGGGAUGAAAGUGCAAUAGUUGAAAAGGGUAAGAGUCUGGUAAGGGUUAUAUACUGUGUCACCUGAAAUCUGCCUGAGUCAGUCUAGAAGAAAAUAUGAAGGACUGGAUAGAAGUAGAGAGAGUCGUGUAGAUGCCAAGUCGAGGAGAAGAAAGAAACAAGGUUUAGAGGAGGAUUUAAGAAAGGCAAUACCUUAUUUGAGGACAGUUUCUGUGGUUCUUGGCAGUCUUCAACUGCUGCCAAGGCAAGUUAUGCAAUAACCUGUUCCACUACAUUGUAGUUUCAAGCAAAAAAGAAAAAACCCCAAAACAGGCACUUCACUGGAAUUUUAAUUGUACAUGAUUUUAUAUACCAAAAGUAUAUUUUGAAUUUCCCAUUAUAAGUUUUAGCCAUAUUUCUUGUAAUUUUCUCCCAUUUAACAGUAUGCAAUUUGAUUAACUCUUCAUGUACAAGUUCUGUGUAUAAUUUAUAUAUCCAUUUCUGCAGUGCUGUAACUUGCUUUUACCACAGGUCAGCAUUAACUGUAUAUAUUGUGGUGAAAAGUGAAAGGGUAUUAUUGUUGAAGACUUUGCUACAUGAAUGUGAUGAUUUCAAGAGCCUAUGAUACACUAAUUCAGAGAACAUGUAAAUGUGCACAAUAAAGUACUGCUAAGGCAUG
Lonchura striata (white-rumped munia) is the source of this 6369-nucleotide messenger RNA. Lineage: Eukaryota; Metazoa; Chordata; Aves; Passeriformes; Estrildidae. The record is from RefSeq and is a predicted model, not a curated record.